UCGCAGCCCUUCUGGCCUUCAUGUACACUGUGAAAUCAUUUCCGACACAAGAUAUUGCGGAGGCUUUUCCUUUUUGAAAGAGCUUCGUCGAUAGAGUUCACGAUACCCAUUGGAUUGACCAUCUUGCAUACGUCCGGGCUGGUAGUCGUUUUGCAUCACAACACUUCUGUGAUGUUAGUUCGAUUCAGAAGCAUACUAUGUCGGUCGAAGGACUUUUUGUAUGCAGUUUAGAAUGAUCGGACGAAACAGUAAGGUAGGUUUUCAACUUCUGUAUGUACUAGCGGCGCGAUGACAGUGAUCAUUUGUGGUGAUCAAACACAGUCAUAGACGACCACCGUGGGAUUAGACACAUUCACAAAUGAGACUGUACAUGCAGUGUGACUAUGUUGUCAGGGUGUCCGUCGGAAAGAUAAUCUAAUGUGGAAUUUGUAUUUUUGGAACAUCGUUUUGAUUGUACAGUUGUUUUAGCGGCGCUAUGUGGAUUAUUUGAUUUGUAAGGGGUGCAUAAGUGUUCAGUAGAGGGAUAAGGUGUUCCCAACUCUGGUAAUUGUUGUCACAAGUGAAGGAAAGGUACUUGUCGCUGGUUGGGAGUUUGAGCUGCUUUAAAAUUGUCAGCAUCAAGAUUUGUUGGGUAUGAAGAGGUUUGUGGUGGGGAUAUUCGAAGGUGAAUUGCAAACCAUAGAGUCUGGAGGUUUAGGAGAGGAGGUGAUUUUUCUUUUUAAGUGUAAAUCUUGUAGUCGAGUAUGCUAAGAUUGAUCAUUAAUCCAAGGAUGGACAAAGGAGUAAUUCUUGAAACUUGGUGAGAUUUGGGAUUUCUGAACAUAUCAGGUUCGACAUAUGUCAUUAUCUGGGGUUCAUAUUUGUGGUAAAGUUACCGCGGAAAAAACCUCUUAGCGAAUUGCAGUUUCUCUGUGCUGCCAACAAGAAAGGAUUAGAAUGGGAACUGUGACGGAUUCAAAAGCAGAAGCGGACGAGCAUGGAGAGAAAACAGAUGGCGGGGUGGAGUCGAUCGAUGCGGUUCAGGGACACGGUAAUCGGUUGGAAUCACCUGAUCUAAACAACUUCAAGCCUAAUGGAAAAAAUGUUGCUUAUGUCUCGAGUAAGAUUAGAGCUGGAGUCAAGGUAGAUUGGCCAACAGAUUCGAUCUACCACCAAGGAACCGCAGAUGGCCCGGCGGGAUCUGAAGAUGGGGCACAAUCUCAUGCAAAACGUGUCAAUGCUUCACCUGGACGAAUCCAUAUCCAUCGUGGCGCAAGUGGAGGCAUUCUUCGUGGUCUCAGCGGCGGUAUUCAUCUCCCUACUCUCCAGAGCAUCACUUUCGAAAUGACACGGCUUCCGGAUGACGACGCAGGUCUGCAGAUGCACUUUACCGAGACGAAGGAGGUCGAAACUCUGCCAGAAACCCCAAGAGGUUCUAUAAGAAGAGCGAUGGUAGAAGUUCCUUCAAGAAAACAAUCCAAGCUGCGCAAGCACUUGACUCCUAUGGGAGCCUGCAGCUUCGGAUUCCGCCUCUCACAAAUCGUACUUUCUCUUAUCUCCAUUGUGGUCAUGUGCUCCAACUCCCAACGCAUGCACACUCCUGAGGUAGACUUCGGCACUUUGAAAUUCAACCACUUCCAGGCUUACAGGUACUUGAUAGCUGUAAAUGUGUGUGUUAUUUUCUACUCUACUCUGCAGUUUACACAGUUGAUGUAUAUUGUGAUUCUAGGCAUUUCUUUCAUUCCUUCUAUUGUGAUCAGCACGUGGACAACUUACGGAUUUGAUCAGUUAUUCACUUAUCUCCUUUUGUCUGCAAGCACUUCAGCAGGAACAAUAGCCAACAUCUCCUACAAUGGAGAGAUGGGUGUUUCCUUGUGCUCACGCUUUGAUCUUGCUUCCUUCUGCGCUAGGGCAGAUGCUGCUGUAACUUUGAGCUUCUUCACUUUUCUGGUGAUGUUUUCUUCUACGGCUCUUGCCGUUUAUCGCAUUUGUGUGAUGAUGAGGGAAUUUCAUAGAUGAUUGCAGAUUUUGUGAAAUGAUUUCAUGGGGUUUUUGUAAACAUAUAUAUUCAAUUAAAAGCGAGAUGCUUGAUAUACAGAACCUUAGUGAUUUAGUUCAUUGUACUGCAUUAAAACCCUUCUGUUAGGUUUCUUUUGAAAUACUGUUGCAUUUA
Molecule: messenger RNA, 2152 nt
Organism: Physcomitrium patens
Lineage: Eukaryota; Viridiplantae; Streptophyta; Bryopsida; Funariales; Funariaceae
Source: RefSeq, a predicted model, not a curated record